Molecule: messenger RNA, 189 nt
Organism: Aphanomyces invadans
Lineage: Eukaryota; Oomycota; Saprolegniomycetes; Saprolegniales; Verrucalvaceae
Exons: 1
Coding region: 1-189 (62 amino acids)
Source: RefSeq, a predicted model, not a curated record
AUGCCGCCACCUCGGCGACACCGCGCGUUCCCCGCCAUGCUUCCCGUGACAGUCGCCGCGACGUCUCCCGUGCUGCUGUCAACGACAGCGACGCCAACGCCAUCCCGCCCGACGUCGCAGUUGCCGGUGCGGCUGAAAAUCGGCCUGAUCUCACCACCAGAGAAGGCGAAACCGCUGGUAGGGCAGUAG